UUAGAGAUGAUUAGACUUAGACUUUAGACUUAGUCGACUUAGACGACUUAGAGUACUUGACUUGGACUCAUUACUCAUGAUUACUGACAUUAGUUCAUUAGUGAUUAGUCAUUAUCUUACUAUUAUUAUUAUUAUAAGUAUUAUAACUUAAUAUAACUAAUCUUAGUUUUAGUCACUCUUAUCAUUAAUGAUUAUUUUGAUUUUGAAUGAUAGAUUUUAAUGAUAUUUAAAAAUAAUGUUAAACUACCCAGUUAGCCCAGUAACUUGAGUAACCUUGAUAUUGAUAGUCAUAGCUCAGCUGCCAUAGGCAUAAUCGAAUCCUCAAGACUAAAGUUGAAGACUAUGAUUAAAGGAAAACUCCAAUGGUUUUGACAAUUUUUGAUAAACUUUAUUUAGAAUCUAGAUCUAAAUUUAAAUAUGUGUUUUGAUUUAGAAAAUGAGCAUAUGAUUCUUUUAAUUCUUUUAUUCAACAAUAACUUAGGUCUAGUGACAAUCUAGUCUUAGUAAUUGAUGUUUUUCUGAUGUAAUUUUUCUGUUCGUCCUAAUUGGUUGCAUUUCUGGUUUCUUGAUUCUAGGUCUAUGUGACGUUACAUAAACCUAUUAAUUUAAUCAAUUGACUUACUGUAUAACGGAAAACUAUACAGUGAAGUUUACAAUCUCGUAAAAGAAAUAGAUCUUGGUCUAUGCAGUUAGAUCUUGAAAGCAAAGAAAAAAACUGGAUUGACUUUCCAUGGCAGUGUAUAUUUUCUCGCCUGACCACUCAGCACAUAACAAGUACUAUCGCUUGGUUGUCUUGUCUUGACUCGACUGACUACACUUAGCCUAGGCUAGCUUUACACUGACUAGUUUGUUAGAAUCAGGCAUACACACAACUACUUAGGUCUAGUGACAAUCUAGUCUUAGUAAUUGAUGUUUUUCUGACGUAAUUUUUCUAUUCAUCCUAAUUGGUGGCAUUUCUGGUUUCUUGAUUCUAGGUCUAUGUGACAUUACAUAAACCUAUUAAUUUAAUCAAUUGACUUACUGUAUAACGGAAAACUAUACAGUGAAGUUUACAAUCUCAUAAAAGAAAUAGAUCUUGGUCUAUGCAGUUAGAUCUUGAAAGCAAAGAAAAAAAAUGGAUUGACUUUCCAUGGCAGUGUAUAUUUUCUCGGCUGACCACUCAGCACAUAACAAGGAAUACCAUGAAAAAGAAAACAAAAAGCAAAGAAAUAAAAUGUACUGAAUCUUAUGUUGUGGAAGAAGUCUGUGAAAGUUUCAGUGGUAACGAAGAACGGUCUUGUUCGUGUGACAAGGCAACCAACACAUUCAUUCCUAUUACACAGCUGACCUUGGAAAAGUUGCCAGAUAAGCUUCAGGAUUCCUCACUACUUGACUUCCUUACAGCUGUGGAGAAACUUGUUGUACAUCUCUACAUCAAAGUUCCAGGGGAAGGCAAGGGUCACACCGGCACUGGCUUUGCCUGGAUAGGCAAAGAUGAAGUUGAUGAGUAUGAUAAGUGUCCCGUUUCUAACUGCCCUGUUCUCACGCCGCACAAAUCAUACGGGGGUGUCAUAGUUUACACCAAUCACCAUGUUGUUGCUAAUGACAAAGAAGCUGCAGCCUGUCAAGUGCGUUUCUUUUUCAAUGAAGGCAAGUUUACACCUAUGUUUUUUGACAAAAUUAAUGCUGGAGUAUACCACUGCGGUGUCCAAGGCAAUGGUGAAACAACAGUACUUGCCUUUGGCCAGGCCUUAAGGGAGCACAGAGUGGCAAAAGAUCUUGUGGGACUGCAAAUAAUCUUUCAUGAAAAAGACCUGUUUGAAAUGGUCCAGGACUUUACUAAAAAGAGGGUUGCAGCAUGGAGCAAAAUUCGCCCAGAGAAAAAAGAUCUGUUUAAGCAACAUGCUGUUGUCAUAUCUCACCCUCACGGUGAAGCCAAAGUUAUUAGCUUUGGUAAGCUCUUGUCUCUUGAAGAGGAUAAGGAGAAAGAAAAAGUGACACGCUACACUGCUUCCACAUGCACAGGCAGCUCUGGGGCUCCUGUACUUACAGGACACUACGCAACUCGACCAUUUACUCACCGCGGCAAAGAGUACUCUGAAACAUCUGUUGUAAAUAUUUCAAACUCAUUUUGAAUAGUGCAUAUAUAAAUGAAAAAAUUUGUACUCGGUUUUCAACGUUAAUACUGCUUGGAAAAUCUACUGUGACAGCUAGUAGCACAAUACAUUAGCUGUAAGAUUCACAUUUUUAAGGAUAAAAUAGACAAAUAUAUGUAACAAUGGUUGUGAGUGGUGAAUAGGUCUUGGUUUUUUAUUAAGUUAAAUCCGACGACCUGAUGUCUAAUUGUACACCAGGGAUUCUAGUGUUGGUGAAGAACCAACAGAAACCCUUUUUUUUGACUAUUAUAAUAUCAUUUUUAAAGUUGAAAUCAUUAAACAAGAGAACACACUGUAAUUCAUGUAAUAACACAAUAUUAUUCAGUUCCAUACUAAAUUCAUGAUAGUAGACUGAACAUGAAGCUUGAAAAUUAUACACUCAUUGAAUUCUUUGGACUCCUGAAACAAGUUCAGCUUUUCUAUUCAUAGUUUUUCCAACCCGAGUAUUGUCAAACCUAAUGAUAGGCGAAAUAAAAUACAAUGUUUUCACUUUUAAUUAUCUCCUGCGACAUUAUAUACUCUUCUGGGUACAGCUACCAGAAGUGAAUGUGUCAAAAAAUAUUCUGUUUACAUUUCUCUGUCAACUUUGAUGUGUCUACCAUUGUGCCGAUAUCUUUAUUUAUUAAUAGAUGACUAUAAUGAUAUUUACUAUUUCAUAUUUUAAUUAACUUUAUUAUACUUAUUAAGAUUACAGCACCAUUUUAGUUAAUAACUAUAUUUAUUUAAAUGUAAUAUGUUUAUAAAAAUUCUUAAGUGUUUAAAAAAUGCACUUGUAUUGAUGCUAAUUUUUUUAUUUUAUAAAUUUUUCUGUGAUAAUAUAUGCAAUGAAUUUUGUUGACUUAACACACACACACAAACCCACUAUAUCACACUGUUUUUUUAUUAUCACAAAUUCAAUCCAAUUUGCAAAAGUGUUUGUUCAUGUAGAGCUUUGAGUUUUCGGAAAUAUAAUUCAUUUUCGAAGCAGGACGUUUUGGCGACGCUGUUUUGGCGCGAAGGUCAUUUUGGCGCGAGCCGUUUUGGCGCGAAAUAUAUUAUGUACGUUUAUGUAUUAUUUCUUUUAAAAGAAUUAUUCAUAUCUAUGUUUUGCAUGAGUGUUUGUGUUAAGACAUAUUUUUCACGAACUAAAUGUAAAUGUGUGUUUGUUUUUCACAUCAUUUUUUUUAAUAAACAUUUUGGCUUGUGUAUGUGUGUUUAUUAAGAGACACACUUUUAUUUUCAAAAAAGUUUUUUAAGAUAUUACUUAAAAAUUAAAAACAAAAUGAAACGAUGAUAGACUAAAAAUUGAUGCAAUUAUUUGUUUACAUUAACGUUGGUUUGUUUAAUGACUGUAUGGUAUCUCCAGCUAUAAAUACCAAACACUUGCUAAUAAUAAGUAAAAAUAUAAUACAAGUACCAUGUUUCUCAAAAUACUUUAAGUUAAGUAUACAUAGACACCAUGGUUAUUUGCCUAAGUCGCUGGAACUCAAGGGUUCAUUAAAAAAAAACUACGUGCUUAUUAAAUUAUCGUCAAAUGAUAUCUCGCUCCAAAACGUCCUGUCGCCAAAACGGCUCGCGCCAAAACGGCCCAUCGCCAAAACGGCGGGGCCAAAUCGGCGUCGCCAAAACGUCACGUACCGUUCAUUUUAGAUUCACCUAAUGACAGAAGAAUAAAAAGGAGGCUUGCCCUCAGUUGUAAUUAUUGAAAUCUUGAAACAAAAAUCACUGAUUGAUUGAGAUGCUAUCAAACAUAUCUAGAGGCUAAAAGCUUUUUCACUUGCAGUCAAUUAAUAAUAUCUUAGUAUCAUUUGCCAACACAAUACUGGUAAACAGACUCCAAAUAACAUUAUUACUGCAUAGCCAUAGACAGAAUCCAGAUUUUUUUAUUUCGCUAAACCUGCUAAAGACUUAUGAAGACAAUGGAUGCUUUAAAUUUUGGACAUAGAACUGAUUACAUAAUGAAGUUUACUUAGACUUAGAUUCUCAAGCGCCAUUUGGCACAAAGAUCUAUCCCUGGCAAUGUCUGAAGCCUCUUCCCACCUGGUGUCCACUGCUCUGAGGUCCUCCAUGAAAGUUUGGCACCAAGUUAUAUGAGGUCGUCCCUAUUUGCUUGUCCUCAUUUUGGCCUCCAUGCCAUGAAAACUAUUGUCAUAAUACAUUUUUUAGCUGAAGAAAAAAACAACUUACAACUUACUUCGUCCUUUGAUAAUUUUAGACAUUUCAGUUACUUCUUUCAUUAAAUUUUAAAUGUUUUUGUAAAAUGUUUGUUUGUAAAAUGUUUUACAUGAUUCGGUUGUUCCUUCAGAGUUGAAGAUAAUUACUUCCUAGUCCAAACCUCCCGCAGGAUGACGGGGGAUGGGAGCGGGCAGGAUUUGAACCUUGGACCAUCGAUAAAUCUGAACGACAGUCCAGCCCGCAAACCGCACGACCAGUUAGCCACCCUAAACAAACAUUUUUUGUUUGUUUGAAGGGCAUUUGUUAAUCUAUCAUUGUCUUGAAUUUAAAGCAUUUAUUCUGUAAGUAAAAUGUGAUGUAGGUCUUAUUAUAUUUAAGAAAACAGACUAACACAAGCUAAAUUAUUUGAAUGCAAGUUGCUGCUGAAUGUAUCAUGCCUUUGUAUAUUAUUAUCUUUCAUGAAUGCCAAACAUAAUUUGUAUUCUGGCAGUAUUGAGGGUAUAAAGUCUUUCAUGAGUUCUAUUAUUUAUGACUGUGUGUUAUAAUACUACCCAAAUCUGUCCAUCACUAAAUGAACAAGCUAAAUAUAAAAAUACUUUAAUUAAAAAAAAAACAAAAAAUGGUUAUCAAAGGGGAAGAACUCCAUAUUUACAAUUAUAUUCCAACAAUGUGGAAGUAAUUUCCCUUUUUUAUAUCCAACAUAAUAAUUAAUUACCAGUAAUUAAUUAACUAAUUGGUUACUUUUUUUGUAAUGAUUUAUGUUUUGUUUAGGUGCAAUAAUUGUGUAAAGUUUCAACUUCAUCUGAGAAUUGGUGUGGGAGAAAUAAUGAGAAUGGGUGUAGUGUUCAAAAUUGUUACAAGACAGAGUGAGUUGAUAUAAGCUUGGUUAACUCUUUCUCUCCGUAAUUAUUUACCACAUUCUGGUGGAAUCAACGCUGGUAUCGUCAGUUAGGUGAGAAAGAGUUAAAAGAGUCAGAUGUCCAGAAAAUGGCUAAUUUUUAGAGUAAACUUGUAUAUAUUUAAGAUUUAUUAGGGCCAGUGCAAAAAAAAUCUUAUUAUGGACAAUAAUAUUCUCAAACCAAAUAGUAAGCAGAUAUGGCUAAAAUAUCAUCAAAAGCUAAUGAUUGAUUUGGUGUGACAAUGUUACUAAUAAUGUGAACCUAUGUGUAGCAAUAUUUGAGAACAUUUGUUUAUUUAUUUUAGUUUUCAUUUCAAAUGUUAAUACAAAAAUUAAUGCACAAAUAAAAGGUAACAUUUACUUCAAUGUUUAUUUUUUAAUUUUUACAUUUCUGUUAAGUGUAGCAAUAUUUAAUAUCUGUUUAUUUAUUGUAGUUUUCAUUUCAAUAGUUAAUACAAAAAUUAAUGUACAAAUAAAAGGUAACGUUUA
Molecule: messenger RNA, 5676 nt
Organism: Biomphalaria glabrata
Lineage: Eukaryota; Metazoa; Mollusca; Gastropoda; Planorbidae
Exons: 3
Coding region: 1083-2114 (343 amino acids)
Source: RefSeq, a predicted model, not a curated record